Molecule: messenger RNA, 1357 nt
Organism: Equus caballus (horse)
Lineage: Eukaryota; Metazoa; Chordata; Mammalia; Perissodactyla; Equidae
Gene: CCND2
Product: cyclin D2
Biological process (GO): regulation of cyclin-dependent protein serine/threonine kinase activity; mitotic cell cycle phase transition
Cellular component (GO): cytoplasm; cyclin-dependent protein kinase holoenzyme complex; nucleus
Molecular function (GO): cyclin-dependent protein serine/threonine kinase regulator activity
Source: RefSeq, marked validated
GUUUGCGUCACUGCCUCGCAGAGCAGAGAAGAGCGAGCUGGGGAGAGCGAGACCAGUUUGAAGGGGAGGGCAGGCAGAGUUAGCAGCCCCCGAGGCGCUCUCUCCCACUGCCCAUCCCUUUCCUCUCUUCUCCUCCUGCUUCUCUCUCUGCUCUUAACUCUUCCCCGAAAACUCCCUAUUUAGCCAAAGGAAGGAGGUAAGGGGAACACUCUCCCCUCCCCCUCCAAAAAAAUAAAACAAAACUUUUCCAGUCCGGAGAAAGCAGGGGAACGAGUGGGCACCGGGCUGGCCAUGGAGCUGCUGUGCUGCGAGGUGGACCCGGUCCGCAGGGCUGUGCCGGACGCCAACCUGCUCUACGACGACCGCGUUUUGCAGAAUUUGCUCACCAUCGAGGAGCGCUACCUUCCCCAGUGCUCCUACUUCAAAUGCGUGCAGAAGGACAUCCAGCCCUAUAUGCGCAGGAUGGUGGCCACCUGGAUGCUGGAGGUCUGUGAGGAGCAGAAGUGUGAAGAGGAAGUCUUCCCUUUGGCCAUGAAUUACCUGGACCGCUUCUUGGCAGGGGUCCCGACUCCUAAGACCCAUCUGCAGCUUCUGGGUGCUGUCUGCAUGUUCCUAGCCUCCAAGCUCAAGGAGACCAUUCCCCUGACGGCAGAAAAGUUGUGCAUUUACACCGACAACUCCAUCAAGCCUCAGGAGCUGCUGGAGUGGGAGCUGGUGGUGCUGGGGAAGUUGAAGUGGAACCUGGCAGCCGUCACCCCUCACGACUUCAUCGAGCACAUCCUCCGCAAGCUGCCCCAGCCGAAUGACAAGUUGCCUUUGAUCCGCAAGCACGCACAGACCUUCAUUGCUCUGUGUGCCACUGACUUUAAGUUCGCCAUGUACCCGCCAUCGAUGAUCGCAACUGGAAGUGUGGGAGCUGCCAUCUGUGGGCUCCAGCAGGAUGAGGAUGUGAGCUCGCUGACUGGUGAUGCCCUGGUAGACCUGCUGGCCAAGAUCACCAACACAGACGUGGAUUGCCUCAAAGCCUGCCAGGAGCAGAUUGAGGUGGUGCUGCUCAACAGUCUGCAGCAGUUCCGUCAGGACCAGGGGGAUGGAUCCAAGUCGGAGGAUGAACUGGACCAAGCCAGCACCCCUACAGACGUGCGGGAUAUUGACCUGUGAGGAUGUCAGUCGGGCCGAACGGGAGAGACAUGUUCAAAUCUUCUCUCUCCUUCUCUCUGAUUGUGUUUUGUUCUUUAUGUUUUAGGAUGAAACUUAAAAAAAAAAAAAAAAAAUUCUGCCCCCGCCUAGAUCGUAUUGAAAGAUCUUUUAGAAGUGAGAGAAAACGGUCCUAUAAAAAUGGAAUAAUUAAAAGCAU